AUGAGCCGGAGAAAACCGACGAACAAAAGGGCGGCGAAGUGGCCGGAGGAGGCGGUGGUGGAAGUGGCGGCGGAGGCGGUGGUGGUUCCGGCGGCGGGAGUGGCGGCCGUGGAAGUGGUUUCGGUGAAGGUUAUGGUUCAGGGUACGGCGGAGGUGGAGCCGGAGGCGGUGGACGUGGUGGAGGAGGCGGAGGUGGAAGCGGAGGCGGCGGAGGCGCUGGUGGAUACGGCGGUGGAGAAGGAAGUGGUUCCGGUGAAGGGUAUGGAUCCGGGGGUGCAGGCGGUGGAGGCGGAGGUGGAAGAGGUGGCGGUGGAGGAGGCGGUUAUGGAGCGGGAGGAGCUUCUGGCGGCGGGUACGGAAGCGGCGGUGGGUACGGUGAAGGAGCCGGUGGUGGAACUGGAGGAGGAGGUGGAGGCGGACGUGGUGGAGGAGGAGGAGGCGGUUAUGGAACUGACGGAAGCGGUUACGGCAGCGGUUCCGGCUCCGGUGAAGGGUACGGCAGCGGAAGCGGCGGCGGAAGUGGUGGUGGAGGAGGAGGUGGUCGUGGUGGUGGUGGCGGUGGAGGAGCCGGCGGAAGCGGUUAUGGCAGCGGCAGCGGCUCCGGUGAAGGAUAUGGCAGCGGAAGCGGUGGCGGAAGUGGCGGUGGAGGAGGAGGUGGUCGCGGUGGUGGUGGCGGUGGAGGAGCCGGCGGAAGCGGUUAUGGCAGCGGCAGCGGCUCCGGUGAAGGAUAUGGCAGCGGAAGCGGUGGCGGAAGUGGCGGUGGAGGAGGAGGUGGUCGCGGUGGUGGUGGCGGUGGAGGAGCCGGCGGAAGCGGUUAUGGCAGCGGCAGCGGCUCCGGUGAAGGAUAUGGCAGCGGAAGCGGUGGCGGAAGUGGCGGUGGAGGAGGAGGUGGUCGCGGUGGUGGUGGCGGUGGAGGAGCCGGCGGAAGCGGUUAUGGCAGCGGCAGCGGCUCCGGUGAAGGAUAUGGCAGCGGAAGCGGUGGCGGAAGUGGCGGUGGAGGAGGAGGUGGUCGCGGUGGUGGUGGCGGUGGAGGAGCCGGCGGAAGCGGUUAUGGCAGCGGCAGCGGCUCCGGUGAAGGAUAUGGCAGCGGAAGCGGUGGCGGAAGUGGCGGUGCAAAUAUUCGUAUAA
Molecule: messenger RNA, 1128 nt
Organism: Tarenaya hassleriana
Lineage: Eukaryota; Viridiplantae; Streptophyta; Magnoliopsida; Brassicales; Cleomaceae
Product: cytochrome c1-like
Exons: 1
Coding region: 1-1128 (375 amino acids)
Source: RefSeq, a predicted model, not a curated record